AUGUCCAGAGGCACAGACGGAGGCAUCCACACCUCCAAGGAGGAGCCAUCCACACCUUCCUGCUCCAAGGAGCCAUCCACACCUUCCUGCUCCAAGGAGCCAUCCACACCUUCCUUCCCCAAGGAGCCAUCCACACCUUCCUGCACCAAGGAGCCAUCCACACCUUCCUGCACCAAGGAGCCAUCCACACCUUCCUUCCCCAAGGAGCCAUCCACAUCUUCCUUCCCCAAGGAGCCAUCCACACCUUCCUGCUCCAAGGAGCCAUCCACACCUUCCUGCACCAAGGAGCCAUCCACACCUUCCUUCCCCAAGGAGCCAUCCACAUCUUCUCCAAGGAGCCAUCCACACCUUCUCCAAGGCUCUGAGGAAGGGCUUGUGACUCCAAGCCACAACAAAGCCAGCCCAGAAAGGCUCAGCUCCAGCUCCAGCCUGCUGUGUCACCAGAGUCUUGCACAAGCCCUCAGACACCCCGUGCUACGGCAGGACAGGACAUUUCGAGGGAAAUGCCAGAAGGAAGCGAUCUUUGCUACAUUACUGUGCAAAGAGCAUCCCUGGGAGUGGGACACGGGGAUGAGGGAUUCAUUCCAGGCCGGAGGGACCCAUGGCAGCUUCUCCAGCGCCAUUCCCAAGCCAUGGUCCCGGUCCAAACCCAGGCUGGGCUGUGCAUCACGGGAUGCUCCCAGCGUGCCAAACCCAGCUCAGCUGACGAGCAGGGCUGCGCUGUUUUUCCUGUCUCUACCAUAAAAACAAGGCUUCCUCUCUCCUCCCGUGACCUUCCUUGAAGGUUUUGAUGCCUUUCGAGCGCCCAUUUUCCCUGCCACAACCUCCGCCGCAGCGCAUCCCCCCUCCCUCACCCCGCAUUGCGCAUCCCGGACAAAAAUCCCCCAAAAACGCCGCUGGAAAA
Messenger RNA from Agelaius phoeniceus (red-winged blackbird), 904 nucleotides. Lineage: Eukaryota; Metazoa; Chordata; Aves; Passeriformes; Icteridae. The record is from RefSeq and is a predicted model, not a curated record.